Messenger RNA from Myxocyprinus asiaticus (Chinese sucker), 1118 nucleotides. RefSeq names its product fibroblast growth factor 6-like. Gene Ontology annotation, molecular function: fibroblast growth factor receptor binding; growth factor activity. The transcript has 3 exons. The coding region runs from base 1 to 630 and encodes 209 amino acids. Gene Ontology annotation, cellular component: cytoplasm. NCBI's taxonomy places the organism in Eukaryota, Metazoa, Chordata, Actinopteri, Cypriniformes, Catostomidae. The record is from RefSeq and is a predicted model, not a curated record. Gene Ontology annotation, biological process: fibroblast growth factor receptor signaling pathway; regulation of cell migration; positive regulation of protein phosphorylation.
AUGGCCAUUGCGCAAAGGUUCCUCAUCAGUAUGUCCUGCGAGGCCAACGCGCAACACUGGCCAAGGACUGCUAUUCUGCUCUUGGGAUUGCUCAUACUUGGGAUCGUGUCCUCCAACCCGCUUCCAAGAAUGACUAACAGUACAACUUUAUUGGAGAAGCGAUGGGAGAGCCUCUUCUCCCGCUCCAUGCUGGGAAUUUCUGGAGAGAAACCAGAGUCGAACUGGGAGAAUGACUAUUUGCUGGGCAUCAAAAGAGUGCGGAGGUUGUACUGCAAUGUAGGCAUCGGGUUUCAUCUUCAGGUCCUCCCUGACGGCAGGAUAAACGGGGUUCAUGUUGAGAACCAGUACAGUCUCAUUGAGAUUUCCACUGUGGCCAGAGGAGAGGUUAGCCUGUACGGUGUGAAAAGCAAGCUGUUUGUCGCAAUGAAUAGCAGAGGAAGGUUGUACGGCACGGCUACCUUUAAAGAUGAAUGCAAGUUCAAGGAGACCCUUCUGCCAAAUAACUACAAUGCCUACGAGUCCUCUGUUUACAAGGGAUUCUAUGUCGCUCUCAGCAAACAAGGCCGAGUGAAGAGAGGCAACAAGGCCACCACGGCUAUGACGGUCACCCACUUCCUCCCUCGAAUAUGAGCAGACUCUCGCAAUAAGUCUUCAUUUGCACUGGUCUCCCGAGAGAUUUAAAAAAUGACAUAUGGACAUACAAGGAACUGCAAGAAUGUCACCAAAGUAGUACUUAUUCUUUUUUAUAUGUAUAUUUGGGCAGGUUAGCUUUUUAUUAGAAUCUCGGAAUAUGCUAUCCAUUGCUGCUUACGUAUUUUAUAUAUUAUUCAUUUUGGAUGUGGAGGCUCACAUAGCCUUUCUUUCUGUAGUCAGGUGCUUGCCAAGUAUGAAACAGACUCUGGGGUGAAUGACGGAAGUCCUUGGCUUUUUACCGUGAAAUUACAGUUUUAUUACCUCAAAGAGCUACCUAUAUGAUUUCAAAGGGUGCAUGAAUGCUUGUUUAUUUUUAGUUCUGAGCCGAGACAAGCAUAAUGAGACCUUGUUUUUUAUGUUAUUUUUUUUUAUUUUUUAUCUUUUAACUGUUUUUUUUUUUUAUUUUUUUUUCUGUUUUCUCAUGC